CGUUCCUUGUUCCUUUCGUUAGCAUUGAAUACAAUGGAAAAAAUCAAUUUGCAAGAACCGCAGCAGCCAAAGUUUAAGAAGUUGAAAAAAGAAACCAAAGUCUUCCAAGAUGCUGUGCACGGUACCAUUUCAAUACCCUACGCUUGUAAGGUCGUGGUGGACACCCCUGAAUUCCAGCGUUUAAGAAGGCUGCGACAGCUGGGAAUGGCUUACAUGGUGUAUCCGUCUGCGACACACACUCGUUUCGAGCACAGCCUCGGGGUAUGUCACUUAGCUGGGCUACUUGCUGCAAAUCUGAAGGAAAACCAAGAAGAGUUGUCUAUUGACGAAAAGGACGUGUUGUGUGUACAGCUUGCUGGACUAUGCCAUGACCUCGGACACGGGCCCUUGGGACACUUUUGGGAAGGCUUCGCUCGCAAUAAGCUUAAGAAAGAAUGGAUUCAUGAAGAAAUGUCUGUGCGCAUGUUGGACCAUAUGUGGGAGAAGAAUGCUCUGAAGGAUUCGUUGAAGGAGGUGCACGACGAUGAUCUGGCAUUCAUCAAGGCCAUGAUACAUCCAAAAGGAUACCCACUUCCAGAAAAAUAUCGAUCCAAGGACUUUCUCUUGCAGAUCGUCUCCAACGAAAAAACGGGAAUCGAUGUCGACAAAUGGGACUAUUUUCUACGAGACUCCCUACACCUGGGGCUCAAGGUGACAUUUGACCCAAAGAGAUUCAUCGAAUAUUCGAGGGUCAUUGAAUACCAAGGUGAGAAGUUCAUAUGCUUUCGGGACAAGAUGUACAGAGAAGUGCUUGAGCUGUUCCAGACACGCUGUGUACUCCACCUCAAGGCGUACAAGCACAAAGUGUUGCACUGCAUUGACCUUAUGAUCAUGGAUGCCCUUCAUGCUGAAAUGGAUUAUAAUGAAGAGUUUGAACAAAUGGUCAGUAAGUUUGAAGACCCAGAAGUCUUUAUGAAGCUCACAGAUGAUAUGGUUCAAAGGUUGCGGGAAAGCAGGAGCGGGGAUGUAAAGAAAAUCUUUCAUCGCAUUGAUACCAGGAAGCUCUACAAAUGCAAAGAUGAGAAGGACGACGGAAAUAAGUGUGGCGAAAAUGAAGUGAAGAUAGAAAUUAAUUAUGGAUUCGAAGAAAAAAAUCCAGUGGAUCGUGUCUGCUUCUACAACAAAAAGAACCCUAACAAUGCCGAGCGUUUGCUUCCAGAUGUGUCCAUUUUCCUACCAAAAAGUUUUCAGGUAGAGUUUCGUCGUGAGAUCAACAAACAUGAAGCUCAAGAUGCGCAAUAAUCAAAACAAAUCGCCAGGCAAGGAAACACCAGAACUGCAAGGUCACUCCAACAGCUGAGAAAGAAUCGUUCUAAGGGGCACGGCUAUGACAAGCGACAAACACAUAUAAGAAUAAUAAUACUCUAUGGACUAUCGCCUUCCUGUGACAAACCACCCACAUCCAUUAUCUCCAGCUGUACAAUACUAUAUUCAACUUCCCACUUGACAGGCCGUGCCCCCCCCCCUCCCAACAAGAACGUCGUUGUUUGAUUUUUGCUAGCCUAGCUAGCUGGGCUAUUCAUAGCCCUCACCCACAGGAACGAUUCAGUCUGAGGAAGAAGUAUACUUUACUGCACAGUAGCGUAACGGUGAUCCUCUGGGCUCAAAAUCCGAAAAAGAAUAUUGGGGCACAGUAACAUUUACCAACACAACAAAUACUACAAAUACAAGACCAAACAGUCCACAGGCAAAGAGGAGAGUCAGCUCACCACUCCGAUACGCCAAUACUCGAUUUAUGGUCGAGGAGUCGAUGUGGCCCAUCUAUUAACUUGCGAAGCACAACAAUCGCAGGCAAGCUUUUGGAGAUACCUAUCCCCCACCUAUUCAGCAGGGGCUUACUGCUUUAACUAGACAAAUAAUAUCAUAUGAAACUAAACGCCCUCUAAGCUUAAAUCUAUGUCUGUUCGCAAAGCCUCGCACAGCCUCAGAACGAACAUCCACUCCUCUAGCUAACUGAACACCGACUAAACAACGAAGGGACGCCACGCUGGCGCAUGCGUCUCACAGUUUGGGGGGAAAGUCACAUGACAAAGAGAGCGGGUAGGCUUGGGUUCAGGGUAGAGAUGAGGGAUGACGCACCACAGUCACCCCGCUUUCCCACAUACUAAGAGCAGUGAAAUUUUAAUAAUUUUUGCUUGUUGCACCUCUCUGAAGGGGCUAGUGGCAAUUUAACUGUGUCAUGUUGUUCAUUACUUUAAAAUCUUUCAAACAAUGCUAACACUAUCAAUAUGGUACUCAAAAGCAGAGUGGGGUAAGGAAGACAAAACAACUACUGCAGCCUGUUGUAGGGGAGUGGGAUGCCCUUCCACCGCCUUGUUUCAUGUCUUCUAUCUUCUUUUCACUCAUCAUCUUUUUAUUCUUUAAUUUUCGCCACUUGCAACAAUAUAUAUAUAUAUAUAUAUAUAUAUAUAUAUAUAUAUAUAUAUAUAUAUAUAUAUAUAUAUAUAUAUAUAUAUAUAUAUAUAUAUGGCAAGAUCACCUGGUUGGAUGUAAAGAUGAAAAUGUUCUUGUGUCUGCUAUAAUUGUUAUACUGGAGACUUAUUAAACCUUAUCAGUGCUUUGCUAGGCCAGUAAACAUACAGUGAACCUUCAAGGUUAAACUAAUCAAGUGGUAUUGUAAUUUAGCUGUGAACAGACCUACCUUAAAUAGUUUUGCAUAUUAAGGGAAAACUCGGCAAGCCUCCUAUCAAAUGCGUGCAUGUGCAGUUUGAGCAGUGGGAGGGAGAACAGUUACGAUGGCUAUGAGGGAACCCUGAGUAGUGAUCUCUUCCGAAGGAGAGCAUAGUGUAUGGAUGUAAAUGUACCACGCACCAUGUACACCAUGUACCACGCAGUACAUGGUGUUCCUCCUGGACGCCAUCCUGAAAGGUCUGGAGCAGCGUAAUACGGUGGCCCAGAUGUGCCUGAUUGAUUUUAAGAAGGCUUUUGACAACGUGGAUCACAGCGUAGCAGUGACCCAAAUGUACAACCUCGGUUGCCGCACGUCAAUUCUACCAUUCAUUUCAUCUUUCCUCACGGGCAAGCAGCAGCAUACCAAAUACAAAGAUAAAACAUCCACGUGGCUUCCCACCACAUGUGGGGUGCCGCAGGGGACCUGCAUCGGACCUGUCAUCUUCCUUGCCCUCAUCAACAGCCUGUUACAACAUUCAUCCCAUAAAGUGAAAUUUGUGGAUGACGUCACUGUGUUCUCGGUAAAUACAACAGCGGACCUGCAAGCAAACCGACUCCAGCAACUUAUCACCAUCAUCAAUGAACAGUGCCAACAACUCUCAAAUUAAUAACCAACCUAAAUAAAUGUCAACUGAUAAAUAUCAACCUCUUGCGGCAGGGUGUGGCAUUUCCAGAUGUGCAUCUCGACGCCAACCCCAUCCCCUGCGUCGACAUAGCCAAAGUAGUCGGACUAGUCAUGAACUCCAACUUGACCUGGCAGGACCACGUCGACCACAUCGUCAAGAAGGCUUCCAAGCUAUUCUUCAUGCUAUUCAAAGCGAGAUCGUUUGGAGCAACACAGCAACAACUAGUGCAGCUAUACUGCCAGCGCAUACGACCCGUGCUGGAGUACGCGUGCCCGGUGUGGCAUUCCGGCCUUACAACCGCACAACGAACCACCCUGGAACGUGUGCAGAAGCGGGUGUGUCGUAUCAUCCUCGGAGGCAGCUACAACAGCUACACAGCCACGCUUACCACGUUCGGCCUGCCUUCCCUGGAGGACAGGAGAGGUCAGCUUACCCUCAGUUCUGGGGAGAAAAUGAAAGAAAAUGACCACUUGCAGCUUCUCCCCCAGCGAGCACCAUCACGGUAUCAGACCAGGCACAGUGCCAGGUUACCACCUGUCAGGUGCCGCACAGAAAGGUACAGGAACUCCACCAUCCCCGAUGUGACUCGCCUGGCCAACAAGUAGACAUAACUGGCACAAAAAUACAUGGACACUAUAUUCUUUCUCUAAAGUGUUUUACCCUGGUAAACUUUUUACUUUAAGUUGAUUUUAAUAGUUUAAAUAUUUUAACCUAGUAUAUAUGUAUUGUUUUUAAUUUUUAUUUCCAUGUAAAUCAAGAUCCCUUCAGUAACUAUCACUGUAUUGUCUGCUGCCUCUUGAUAAAUAAACCUGAUAUUAUUAU
Molecule: messenger RNA, 4157 nt
Organism: Scylla paramamosain (green mud crab)
Lineage: Eukaryota; Metazoa; Arthropoda; Malacostraca; Decapoda; Portunidae
Product: deoxynucleoside triphosphate triphosphohydrolase SAMHD1-like
Exons: 11
Coding region: 34-1281 (415 amino acids)
Biological process (GO): dGTP catabolic process
Cellular component (GO): nucleus
Molecular function (GO): dGTPase activity
Source: RefSeq, a predicted model, not a curated record